AUGGCUCAGCUGUUCAAGCAAGAGAACGAUGCCUUGUUGGAGCUGCAGUGGUACAACGCUGGGGAAUAUCACAGGACUAAUGGCAUGUGGUGUGGAGGGGAGUGCAUCCCGGGGGUAUCGUGGAGUCGAGAUGACUUUGUCGAUAACCUCAUGUUGUGGUGGGGGGAUGCUGUCGUUGAGGAGGUUGGCAAGUUCCGGUAUCGACCAAAUUUUAUGGAUAAGGGAGGGCUGGUGUUGGACAUAGGAGGCGCAUGGACCUCAGUUCAGUCCAAGGAGAUUUGGGCUCAGUCGAUGAUGUGCAUGCUGAGCUCUAUAAUGUGUGGUAUACCAGGAGAGAUCGCUGCGUUGCUGCCGGCCAGUGAUCCCUUCUGGGACUUCAUCGUGGAUAAGGAAGGCCCAGAGGUUGUUCGCCUCCAGCGCGCGAAAAUUCGAGAGGCCCGUAAUCGACGAUUUAACGUAUCUUGGCAAGAACAACGGUUUAGGAAGUUACAUGGGGACUGCACUAUGUUCCAGCCAUCAUUACCGUCAUCGGAAGGCACCUCGGAAUCUAGUCGGCCACGUGGAGGAGUAUUGGAGAACGAGGCUCCAGGGGGUCCCCAGCGUGGUCAGGAGGGGCCGGGAAGGGCGUCGACCAUCGUGGAGGAGAUGAAGUCUUCUAAGAAGAAGUCCAAGGAUACUACAGAGAAGCCUGGUACGCCUAUGCGGCCCCCGGUGGUGGUGGCCACGUCACGGACUACGGACCCAUCUGCUUACCCUUCUAGUGUCUGUACGGACUCCACAGCACCUUCAGCCAGUGAAGCGCGAGAUGUAAGGGAGUAUAGUGGCGUUGUGACGGCUGCUAUAGACUAUGACCACGCUGAAGAGGGAGUUGCCCGGAUGAGACGGGGAGAGAGAUUCCAUUGCAAACGGCAGACGAAGAACCUUUUCCUCGGCUAUAAGGAGGGCUCGAAGGAGUUGCUGUGGCUUCCCAAAUUCGUGGUUACUGGUGACCUUACGACGCUGAGGAGAGAGUAGCAAGUUGACAGUUGUGAUUUGUCGUC
Messenger RNA from Perkinsus marinus ATCC 50983, 1040 nucleotides. RefSeq lists its product as hypothetical. The record is from RefSeq and is a predicted model, not a curated record. The transcript has 8 exons. NCBI's taxonomy places the organism in Eukaryota, Perkinsozoa, Perkinsida, Perkinsidae. The coding region runs from base 1 to 1014 and encodes 337 amino acids.